AUGUCUUCCCUCAGACUUAUGUUACGGCCUGUGGCAGCAUUCUCCUCUGCACCACGAACCCUCCCUCGACUUGUCCGAUUUCAAACCACCUCGAGCAGCAGCUAUGAAAACAUUCUCGUCUCGACUCCUAAACCUGGCGUUGGCCUCAUCACGUUAAACCGACCCAAGGCACUCAAUGCUUUGUCAAGCCCUCUGUUCGUCGAGCUCAAUGAUGCACUUAGAAAGUUUGAAGAGGACACAGAGAUUGGAGCCAUAGUCCUGACAGGAAGCGACCGAGCCUUCGCAGCCGGCGCCGACAUCAAAGAGAUGGCCCCUCUUACCUUCUCCGAUGCAUACGUAAACAAUUUCAUUGCACCCUGGUCCUACAUGAUGACGCUGCGCAAACCAGUAAUAGCUGCAGUCUCAGGCCACGCGCUCGGAGGUGGUUGCGAACUUGCCAUGAUGUGUGAUGUUCUCUACUGCACAAAGACCGCCAAUUUUGGACAGCCCGAAAUCAAACUAGGAACAAUCCCAGGAGCCGGCGGCUCGCAGAGAAUGACAGCAGCACUGGGAAAGAGCAAGGCAAUGGAGCUCAUUCUCACAGGCAACAAUUUGAGUGGUGAAGAGGCUGAGAAGCACGGCCUUGCAGCCAAAGCUUUUGAUGGCGGAAACAAGGAGGUCCUCGACGGGGCCCUGGAAACGGCGGCCAAGAUCGCGAGCUACUCACGGGUGGCAGUCAUCGCCGCCAAGGAGGUGGUCAACAAGAGUCAAGACCUGGGUAUCCGGGAAGGCGUGGAGUACGAGCGCCGUAUCUUCCACUCGCUGUUCGGCAGCCAGGACCAAAAGAUUGGUAUGAAAGCGUUUGCCGAAAAGAAAAAGGCCGAGUGGACUCAGUCAUGA
This is a messenger RNA of Exophiala viscosa, 879 nucleotides long. RefSeq names its product enoyl-CoA hydratase/isomerase family protein. The transcript has 3 exons. Gene Ontology annotation, biological process: fatty acid beta-oxidation. The record is from RefSeq and is a predicted model, not a curated record. Bases 1 to 879 code for a protein of 292 amino acids. Lineage: Eukaryota; Fungi; Ascomycota; Eurotiomycetes; Chaetothyriales; Herpotrichiellaceae. Gene Ontology annotation, molecular function: enoyl-CoA hydratase activity. Gene Ontology annotation, cellular component: mitochondrion.